AUACGGCGUAGACGUCAUAGGUUAACCGAAUCAGCUGGAUCUGAUUUAGGCUUAGUGGACCGGAAGACGUCGGGACUCCACCUUGACCGAAACGUUGGCUAACCUUUGGACCGCCGCUGGAACGCCGCUAAGCCAUCACAUACGGUAUUGACAUUCCUCCUCGUGGUCGUUUGACAUUUUGGCUAAGCAGUCGUAGACUGCUGUGUAUCGUCUCGUGGAGUGACGCUAUAACGGCUUUCCCGAUAGAGAAAAAGGUUCGUCUCUCGAGGUUGUGCUAUCUUUGAGCUGCGGAAGUUCUGUCGGAGUGGUAUCACCAAACAAGAACUAUAUAUUCAAUCCACAACAAGGAUUCUUUGUGAUACCUGUCAAACACUCUCAAAAAUACUCUCGACCUUCUCUCGAUUUCUUUGGUUCUUUCCGCGUGGUGUGGAUGUUUUGACAGCUUGGAGAGCAUUCUUACUGUAUCGGUGCUUUGAUGACCAUUUCCUACGCCUACUGCGAUACGAAAUCUCCAUUUAAAGAAUCGCAAUAACUCACUGACUGCCAACAAAAGUUAUCAGCGGAUGUUCGCGUGAUUGGUUAAUUUGGGAUAUGUCAAUUGCUCCCCGACUCAUCUACAUGUACUUAGAUUUAUAACCAGCCUCUAGUGGUUAAUUUUGGUGUCUAGUGCCAUCCAUCUAGUCUUUCCCAUUGGCAGGGUGGUAUGUAUGUAUGUUUCGCAGUGAUCAAUAUAUCGGUUGCCAAUCUCUUCCUUGGCUUCUCUGAACGUUCUUGAAAGACAGCGACGUUGCUGGAAUUGUGGUGGAGUAGAGGACGAAUUGAGUCGAGUUGAACGGGAAGGAUCCGUCGAUAAACGAAUUGAGAACUCUUCUUUCAUACCUGGUUGCACUGGAUUCGGAAGGAAUCGUAAAAAAGACUUUCUAACUUGUUGUACUGCAUACUAUCAAGAGUGGAGGCGAGGGAAUAUCCAAGCCGGUCGUUGGAAAGCCCAGGUCGAGGUUACAGAGUUCUUCCUGGUGACUUGCUGUGAGGAAACGGUCGAGGCACUCUGACAUACCACGGGAUCUUUGUCGAGAUAUUUCGCAAUUCUUUAGCCCUUGGAAGAAGCAAUACGUUUCCUAGCAACAGUUUUGCUUCUUCCCCAAUGUUAAUGCCCACAAAUCCUUAAGGAUCCUUGCGAAAAAAACUUAAUGUCACUCUGACAGGUUUUGUAUGCCCUUCAUGUCACGCCAAGGCUCAUGUCGUACUUUCAUUCAUUCGAAACGUUAGCGUAACAAAACUGCCUGUCUCUUAUAAUUUUAGCCUUAUUCUGGCAGUUCCGGCAAGAAUUUUAAUGAUAUAGCAAUAAAUCUCUCGAGGAUACAUGGGAGCUGCUAUUGGAGUUGGAUUAGGAGCAACAACGAAGUUCUGCUUAAAGUGUCUUGCUGCAAUAAGAACUCGUCAGUGAAAUCUACAACGAAAGUGAUUUUUCAAUCAGGGAUGUCAGUGUCAGUGUCACUGUAACUGUCCAGUCUACACUCUGAUGUCUGGUCUUCUCACAACAAGUACAAAUUGGACAUUUAGGCCACAGCAUGCAUCGGUUAGUGGUGUCAUCUCCCAUCGCGACUCGUGCAAGGCAAUUAACUAACAUUUAGCAAUUAGCUGAUAAGUUUGGACACCCAGAGGACAACACGUUUGCACUCGUUAUAUGUGUGCCGAGCCAACAGUCGACUUGCGAGUUAUCGAUAUAUACAUGCGUUAUUUUGUACGCUCUUAACUUGACAAAAAAACUGACAUUUCUUCCAAUGUUUCAAAGAUGCCUUGUGACUACGUUGAUCUCCGUAAAAACAACCUGGACACUCUGACGUCACUCUCGAUGGAUGUGAAAUUCUGGCCAAAAUUCAAACGGGUUACUACGGCUGGCUGUUUUGCACGCAAUUCUGGCAUAUGCUAUCUUAAUACCGUCACCUCCGUUCAAGCUUAUGUAAACUACACACUGGCUAGGAUGCUUGCAUUUGUCAAUAAUUGAACCGAACAGGAAAUAACACUGAGAUACCAACCACGUCAAGAGCGGAUCACUGGUAGAGUGUAACCUCGGCCAUAUAAAGAGAUGAAGAUAUAGCCGUUCUGGGAUAAAAAGCUUUGGAGUACCAGGGUAAUCAUCAAAAUGAUCUACGGUUCAUUGGCAGAAAGCAGACACUCAUAAUCCUUCUUCGAAAUAUUGCUAACUGUCCGUGUACCAAUCUGCAUUGACAAUCCCGAUUGCUAUCUGGGAAGAUAAUCACCCGGCAAGAAUAGUCUAUAGUAUAAAUCAGCCUCGCAUUAUGACUUAUAGUGGGACAUGAUUUAUUAUCAUCCGAAUGAAUCGGAUUCAAUUUAAUUAGUGUCAUAGGUGUUCCGGAUGAUAAUAAUUGGUACUUGGCGCUGAUGACGUCACGAUCUGUUGGGUUCCGCGUGCUCCUCUAAUGCUUCUGCUUACCAUGGAAACGGGACUCCACCGAGGGUUUGUAUGGCAACGAAAUUAGCAGUUGAUCAUCACGCCAACACCAAGAGUAGUUGAUGCGGUGUGUGUGACAGCUAAGACCUGCUUUCUGUUGGUCUGGACUUAAUUCACGAUUGGAGCUAUUUCAUCUCAGGAACAACUAUAACUUUUGAUCAUCGACUUGGAGAGUUGCAUUCAACCGGAAAUCUACCACUCAGAACAUUGCUUCCAUUUGGGUGUAUAUAGUUUCUUUGGCGUUCUAAGUGGGGAACGAAUUGUACCGAAGCGUUACCAGUGCAAGGACACCAUUAACCUUCGAAUUAAGUAUAACUUGUGAUAAGCCACUGUGAUUAGCUGUUUGAACGACCUUGUUUUAUCUGCGUAUUGGAUUGCUAUCGUCCUGGCUACAUUUUCACUGAAUCUUCGAUUUCUCUAAUUAGACUAACUUCUCAUAUUGUCGAUUUCUUGUGCUCGCCGACCUGAAGAUAGGCCAACGCAAGCUGAAUCUUCGUAACUUCUGUGAGGAAAAUACACGAUUCACGUUGAACUAAACUAUCUGAACAGUGUCUUUCUAACCAACCACCUCAGUUUCUAGCCUCCUGAAAUCAGCUGUGUGUAAUAUCAGUCUACUUGGAUAUAAUAACACUUGGACGAAUCUCGGCCAACUAAACUGCCAAGUACAUGUAACCGGUGUAAAUCAUCCUGUGAUCUAGACGUUUGCUCAAGAAUAGUCUCGUGUCGUCUGCCACCAGCAAUCGCACAGAAGAUUCAUCUUCGUUUCCGCCCACCUCACGAGGUUACGGUCCUCACUCCCGUGGUUAUGUUCUGAAGAGAUCAAAUAUUUGUCCGUGAUAUCACGUCUGCGGCAUUUCUAGCCACUCAAACCGCCGGAAUCUAUCUAUUGACUGUAAACAUCACUGAUCGAUGUAUGGGUCAGUCGCGGCCUGGGCGUGAGGUCAAACAAUACAGAAAGAAAAUAUACUUCGGGGAAUUGUAGACCAGGAUCUUGACGACAUUCAGCCAAAUUUAGAAGCUACCUGGUUCGCCUGCCAAAUCAGAACCUGUUAAUGAAGUUUCAUUGCAUUCCGAUAAAAUCGUCUACUAUAGGCGAAUUUGGUUACAUAUUGGACACAGACUUGUGCUUAUAUGGACCGGGAGACGAUGGAUACGCUGAUCUGCUCUUCCUACCGAUAUCCAAUUUGUAACUGAACUAUGAAAGAAAUUUAGGUCGGAGUCGGUAACAAGUAUCCUUAAGAAAAACCAGCACGGAGAAUCGUACAAACAGGACAAUUCCAGCUUUCUCAAGAAAGAUCCCUACUCAUUCAAUUUUCCUUGUCUAAGUUAGGGUAUGAUGAAGGCAGGGAACCAACAAGCUGCCCUCGGCAAGGUACAGGAGUUCUUCAAUGAGACCUUGCCACGUAGACUCACAUCAACUCUCUCCUUUUCGGGACUAGCUAACCUGACGAAGAAAUAUCGCAAGGGGUCGCUGACGGCUGUCCAGAAUGGACCUGACAGACGACGCUUUAGUGCUCCAGGUAUCGACACGAGGAUCAAGUUCAGCCUUGAGCCUGUGGGUGGUGAUGACACCUUCCAGCAGUGGCAUGAUGCCAUGAAGGCAGUGGCAAGGCUUCCAUUGGGUAUACCAAGAGAAUUCCGAAAAAAGGUGUGGCUCAGCCUUGCGGACAAUCAUAUCAAGAGUAUUCAGAUUGACUGGGAGAAGACCAAGCGCUUUUGUUUCAAUGAGAGGAGUAACCCAGAUGACAACAAACUCGGCAUACAGAUCGUUAAGGACUUGCACCGAACUGGAUGCAGUGGUUUCAGUGGUCAGGACAAUGAGCAAGACCGUGCCGUCUUAAAACGUGUGCUGCUGGCGUAUGCGAGGUGGAACAAACACGUAGGGUACUGCCAGGGCUUCAAUGUGCUGGCCGCCCUCAUCUUGGAGGUGAUGGAGCGAAGGGAGGAUGAUACAUUGAAGGUGAUGAUCUUCCUUAUCGACCACGUGCUACCUGACAGCUACUUCGCCAACAAUCUCCGUGCGUUGUCGGUCGACAUGGCCGUCUUUAGAGAUUUAUUGAGGUUCAGACUAGAUGAUCUUUCAAAACAUUUAGAUUACCUUCAAACGGCUGCUCGGGACAAAAAUUCAGGCGUUUGCCAAAAGUUACAGGCCUCUUACGAGCCACCUCCAGACGAGCUCUUAUAUCCCGAUGCUGCUGAUCCAAGUACCAGUUAUGAACCACCUCUCACUAAUGUGUUCACCAUGCAAUGGUUUCUCACCAUGUUCGCCACAUGUCUUCCCAAGCCAAUCGUCCUGAGAGUGUGGGACUCCAUCUUCCUGGAAGGAUCUGAAAUAUUGCUCAGAACUGCGUUAGGGAUCUGGGAGAAGUUAGCAGAUCGUAUCAUGUCAGUGGAGAGUGCCGACGAGUUUUACUCAACCAUGGGGGUGUUAACACAAGAUAUGUUAGAUAGUAAUAUGUUUGAUCCAGAUCGAAUGAUGAAGAAUGUGUACUCAAUAGCCCCAUUCCCCCAUCCGCAAGUCAAAGAACUGAGGGAGAAGUACACGUACAACAUCACCCCGUUCACGGCAGCCAUGUCGACUGGCGGGAGGCGGAGUGCCAGAGGCAUCUUGUUCAGCGAUGACGACGAUAUCGAAGAUGAAGAUCUGGAGGCGGUCAGUUGCUUCACCGGGAUACUGGGACCACAGAAUUUCAGAGGCAGAAGUGAAUCCGGUGAAGCGAAAGUGAAUCACGCAGACAUCUCCAAUGUUAGCCCAGGAGCUUAUGCUGCCAACCCCCACGAGCAGAUGCAGGAUUCACCCUUCAUGGAGAGGAUGACCACCGACAUUGAUGCUCUGAGGAAACAGUAUGAGAAGUUACGGCAGAGGCAGCAGCAAGCUCAUGUUAUAUUGGCGGCUGCCAAUGCCAGGCACAACGCGAAGAGUAAGAUAGAAGCAGCUAUGAUGCCAAAGAUCGAAACUCCAACUGUGGCGAUGAACCACCUCUUCGUAUCCAAGGGACGGGGCAAUAAAAAUCGUCAUGUGACAGAAGGACCACGGAUCGCAAUCAUGGGUGCCCCCAUGGUGAAGGCCCAGCUCAGGUUGACGCACCCACAGAAACAAGCAAACAGGUCUAGAAGGCCGAGCCAAAGCGAUGAGACUUGUAGUAUGUCUUCGGUCACUACAGAAGAGCCUUGUUCUAUCAGCGAGGCUGGAACGUAUUGCCAGGAUCGUGACGAAAGUGAGGUGACGUCGAUUGUGUCAAGUGGAGAUUUAGAAUCUCACGUGUCUGAACCAGACUCCAAGAUUAGUGUUGGUUCUGAUGGAGAGGUGAUAAAUGGGGGCGCUAGUGUUGUUCCAUCUGUUGGCAGUGAGGGGAGUGAUUCUGCUGGAGACUUGAGGAGUUCUUCCAGUGACAAUGGUGUGAUUAAAGAGAAACUACUCAAAGACAAGUGUAAUUUACAGAGUAAAAUACAGCUGCAGAGUCUCCACGGGGAGAGUUGCCACCUACAAGAGAUCAGGGACGGGUUUGUGAUUCCUAAAACGCGGACGGAUUACUCUGCAUCUGGGACAUCAGAUGACCAGGAAACUGAUCAAGAUGGCGACUUGCCCUUGGAAGAACAGGCAAAGCAAGAUAUCACUGCAGCUUAUAUCACCACACUGACUUAUAAAUCUCACAAAAGUGCCCAUGAUAAGACGUCCCCUCUUCCCUCCUACACUCCCUCCCCAGUUGAAAGUCCCACGAAAGAGAAGAUCCGUAAUCCAUUCCCUGUGCGCUAUGCUAGUCAACAGCGUCACAAGAAUGGUGUGAAGUUAGGACUUUACGAUCCGGAAACUGCUCUCCAGGAUUAUGAGGAGUGUCAUCGACAAAGACCGUCUCAUACAAAAGGUAUCAGCCGUGCCCAUAUCAACAUGUGCCUCCACCGCCAGUAUAUGGCAGAGGUCCGCGAAUCUGCUAAGAAAACAAAACGGUGAUUGUGACAUUGUGAUUACUGCACCGAAACUACACUUAAAGUAUUCCAAAGAAGAUAUAGUUAUGUUUAUAAUUGGAUGUGAGGUAUGACAAUGUGGUGUUUGUGGAUUUACCAUCUUUGCAUUUACUCGUUGCCAAUAUCAGGACAUAAUGCAAGCCUUUGUCGGUUCAUUUAUUACCUGAUGUAUUGAUCGACCUCUGGAGUGCAUUGCCUUGUACUAGAGGAGUUGACGCUCUGGCUUCACUAACUUAAAUAGUGUGGUGUGGGGAUGGAUUUGCCAUCUUGGAAGACUGUCUUGAAGCUGAUGGAAGCGUUGUUUCUCUCUCAACUUCUAUCAAAGAUAUUGUUACAUUUGCACAUAACUUAUUAUCAUCUGCCCUUUCUCUGUGUUCUGUCUCGUCAUGUCUAAACCUGUCUCGUGGUUUGCCCCUGAAGGUAUUACCGUAGUAUACUCUUUUACUUUGUUUUCUGUAAGAUCUCGUCUACAUAACCUAACAUGAAUCUAGUGCAAUACAACAAGCUGACAGUGGAAUGGUCUAAUCGUGUGGAGGCAGCCUCUGGAACGCCCUUCAAGUUCUGUUCGCCUUGAACAAGCCUUUUCAUCCAAGGGGUAUGAAGGUUGUGGUAUGUCAAUACCUAGCAGGUCAUCUCGGAGAAAGAGUAGCCGUUGUUACUGCUGUCACGAUACAGGUCACUUGGACAGUGAGUGUGUCGUUGGCUUGUUGCAAAUGUAUUUCCCUGUGGAUGUCGCAGAACUGGAUGUAGUGUUCCCAGUUGCAGCAAGAGGGGGAAAUUGUUGGUUCUGGAGGAAGAACUCUCAAAAUGUGUAGUGCUCUCCUUCACAUCUUCGGUAAACUGAAUGAACAGACUAAUCAAACCUGCAGUGAGUUUUCUCAGUUGAGCACACAAAUUCAAAUAUGCCGCGAAGACGUUGAAUGUGUUUUCACCAACCGGCAGUGCGCUUGUCGAAGAGUGGAUACAGAAAUUUGGCGCGCCCUUAAGGCUACAUGGUGAUCAAGGGGCCAACUUCUCCUCUGCCGUAGUCAAAUAAACAAUAGUGUCAAAAUAUUCCGGUUAGAAUUUAAUUUAUUGAUUAAAAGUUCCAGCUCAUUCCUUGUGCAAUAAAGACAUGUUCUGUAGUCUAUUCAUGUAUACACUUUGUUGGUGCUCGUUCGAGUGAUUGUUUAUCUGUUGGUUUCGUUGAUAGUUGGAGUGCUAGUCCAGUGAAUUGAUAAAAGUAUGUUUGCUCAAUAUAAUGGGUGUCCAAAAGUAUAUGCAAACUAGUUACUUAUUUCAGUUUGUUACGUAUCGGUUGGGAUUGGGUAUCGAGGGGAGAUCUCACCCACUAGAAAAUAAGGACACCCUACCAAAUCAUUUUGUCCGGUCAUGUGUAAUAUUAGUCAUCUCCGCAGCUACAGGCAGAGGCAGUCUCUCCACGUGUACAAAAACCCAAUUGUCAAAGAGGAUCCACAUUAUUUUGUCCUGAAGUGUACUUACUCGAACUCAAAAUAAGAGUUUGUUAUCCUUCAGAAUGCCCAGUCAUUUUACAUGGUUGGGGUUAUAAGACUAGCUGCCUCUGACUGUAGUUAUUGUCUAUUUAUUGUGGUCUGUGAAGUAUCUGUGUCUCUAAUAGUAGCAUUCCGAGUCCACCGUCUGAGAUUACGUGUACAGACUGAGGAAUAUGAUCACCAUACUGCCAAUGCAUUAGAUAUGGAAAGUCUAGUAGGGUCUAGGAACUGGAUCCGGGUCGUUCUGCCAAGCCACGAACUUGAACUGGGAUCAUCAUUCGGUAAUUGUGGUAGUGGCAUUUGAAGAAACAAAGAAGUGAAUGGGAGAUAGGAUGGGAAGUAUGUUAGCAGGUGGGAUAAACUUCUCCGUUCAUCUUGCAUAAUCAUGUUUGUGAUGUAACUUCGUGAAAGCAGAUACACUUAGAUGGUAACAGGUUAAUUGGGGCUUGGGCACUGGACGUGGGCCCUUUUGAAUCGGGCUGCACAAGAGAUCGGGCCGGGAGUCUAUGGCUAACAUGGCUAAGCAGUAAGCAUCACAUUUCUUGGUAUACUCUCAUUUUAUUGAGUGUUUUUGUUUCAUUCUCAAUUCAUAAGGUAAUGAGCAUUGAUGCAGGGUGUGUCAGAAGUAGGCCUAGUUUCAAUUUGUGUGUCACGAUUAUUUAGCGAUACGAAGGUUCGUUCAGCACAAGUGUUUUGGAUGCGCGGAACUGUAUUGUUGGUACGUGCUAUGGCCACUAAUCACAGUUAUGUUCGAUUGUUCAAGUUGCGGGUAGUAAAUGAUGACAGCAGGUUAUUGUUGUUCUGUACGUUUAGUCUCUUUCUGUUACACCCUGUAAGGCAGUUACGUCAUCCACAAAGAGUGACUGUGUGUAUAUAUAUUGUUACGGGCGGUAAGAUACAAAGUGAUGAAAAAUAAGAAAUGACCACCCUUUCCAUGAUGAGCACACCAACUACAUACAUGUACAAUAGUUAUUUUUGUUUGGCCAGCAUGUCAAAAGUUUGGCUACCUAAGAUUUCGUUUACAGUUUUUUCCAGUUUAAUUGUAAAUUUCCUGUACGGUUCAGAAGCUAAUAGUUUUGGUCAACUUUUGAAGAGGAUCAUGAUGGGGUUGUAAUAUUGGUGAAUAGGGCAUCUCAUAUUCUCACUGCAUGUCUUAUCGCCUAGAUUGGCGAAGGCGAGGGUCAGAUUGUGUUCUUUGCUAGUCAGUUGUUUGAAAUAAAGUAUAACUUCAUAUUGAUUGUAA
Lineus longissimus is the source of this 9178-nucleotide messenger RNA. RefSeq names its product TBC1 domain family member 30-like. The record is from RefSeq and is a predicted model, not a curated record. Gene Ontology annotation, cellular component: endoplasmic reticulum. The coding region runs from base 3810 to 6428 and encodes 872 amino acids. NCBI's taxonomy places the organism in Eukaryota, Metazoa, Nemertea, Pilidiophora, Heteronemertea, Lineidae. The transcript is spliced from 11 exons.